Messenger RNA from Mya arenaria, 1340 nucleotides. Its product is annotated as growth arrest and DNA damage-inducible protein GADD45 alpha-like. The transcript is spliced from 6 exons. Gene Ontology annotation, biological process: regulation of cell cycle. The record is from RefSeq and is a predicted model, not a curated record. Lineage: Eukaryota; Metazoa; Mollusca; Bivalvia; Myida; Myidae. Gene Ontology annotation, cellular component: cytoplasm; nucleus. The coding region runs from base 109 to 588 and encodes 159 amino acids.
CAGCUGAUUAUAGUACGAUAUCUCUUACUUCAGCGUGGAGCUUAACAAGUUGGGACUUCAGUUUUAACAAAGAGAAAAAAGGUUUAACGUGAUUUCUGGAAUAUUACUAUGACAUACACAGAAUUACAACGUAGAAUGGACGACACUAAAACGAAAGGGUCUGGUAUCGGGAAGGCGGUACGACAGACGCUUGUCCAAGCGCUUGAGCAGGAUCGGGUGCGCUUCGGCAUCCUUCGUUGUGUGGAUAUUCUCGAACGGGAUGCGGAUAAUGUAAUGGUAUGCAUCCUGCCCCAGGGCAAGGCCAGAGACGCCGCUGUCAGAAUCCAGCACACCCUCAUAGAGGCCUUUUGUCGGGAAAAUGACGUCAGAUGUCUCAAGGUGGACUGUGCCACAAAGAUCUCCACCGUUUUCACGUCCGCGUCUACAAAGGAACAGAAAGAGCGCGCUGUUAGCGCCGACCUGAGCUGCCUACUCGUUAUGACGCCCCCGGCCGCUGCUAGCAAAGAGGACGAAUUUGUCUGCGACUAUUGUGAGAAUUUCAUGCUGGGCGGCGUCGUCCCGCAUGGUUGCGUCGAGAUCCCCGUCUGAGAGAUGACGUCACUUCCGCUAGAGCUAGGAUUUGACUUCAGCGGGAUUCCAAUAUCCCGAAUGCAUCAAGCAGGUACCAUAUCGCGAUGACCCAAGGUAAAAUCGAAGUGGCAACGGUGGUAAAUCCCGUUCGCCUGCACGCAGUCGCUAACCCUGUGAGAACGACGCUCUUCGAAGAACGAGACAGUGGGCAGAUUGAUUUUACCGGAAAGGGCAUGAUUUACCACAUCGUCGAGAAAUAUCAUGAACAUUUCCGAAAUGUCAUGAUAUCGAUUAUCUAGGCGUUCGUCACUGGCGGAGAUAACCGAUACCAUAUUCUGAAACGCCCUCGCGAGUGUUCGUAGACAAGGGAAUGUCCGGAAAGAUAAGGCAGGGAAAUAGUUUAAUUGAACUAAGAAACAAUAGCAGCCAUCAUGAAGAAAAUGGCGUGGGAGUGGGCUAUUAUAAAGACGCGGGAAAAGUGACAUUACAAUUAAAACAUGUUGGAGUGAAGAUUGAGAUGGCUGUCAAACUAAAAUGAAUGUUCACUACACUUGUAGUAUACUUGUUUCAUAACUUAAUUGUUAAUAUUUGGUGUUGAGAAGUGAAAACAUUUUAUUUAUUUGAACAAUGAUUUAACAAACGUAUUUUGAAAACAUUAUACAUGCAUAAUUCAUUUAUUAUUGUAACUACCAUCAGAAUUAAUUGCAUUAAUUUAAAACAACUGAUUUUAUGAAUAUGUACUUAUUUGGUCAAAUAAAUUGUGAAUAUUU